CGCCGAUGCCCAUGCCGCCGUCCGCUCCAGCAACCCUGCCCUUGACGUGAUCGCCCUGACUCAGCUCCAGCUGUCUCCAGGGUCGCCCGCAUUGUUGUCCCCAAGAUGUUGCGACGGCCGCCUGGCCAUGUCGCUCCCCAGCGCAAGUACCUGCUGGCAUUCGCACUGAUCCUCCUGCCCUGGCUUCCGCUUGCCGAUGCUCAGCAGCAGCAUCAGCGCCAGCGCUCGCCCGUGCCCGCCCACCGGCAGAGGUCGUCGCCGCAAGACGACCAACAUGCCGCCCCGAACCUCGCCGCCACCGCCGUGACGGGGCACCAGUCGGUCGAGACUCCGCUCGUCCAUCAGCGCCGGAAGACGACCGUCACGCGGGAGGUCGAGGCGGACGACGCUCGUCUGCGGAACCUCGCCCGUCCCCACAACAGCAAUAACAACUUCAUUCCUGACGAUGUGCGCGCCCACGCUUUGGCUCCGGACCUGUCCGUUCGAGCACCUCCUCCAUCCAACUACCGAGGCCCCUCUUCCGGGGUCGGACUCUCGCAGCAACUUGCGCGGAGCCUGGAGGACUGGGAAGUGGAAGACUUUGUGCUUCUGGCGACCGUCGAUGGAGACCUCUACGCCAGCGACCGCAAGACCGGCCAGGAACGCUGGCACUUCAAGGCUGACCACCCCUUGGUCGAGACCGUUCACUUCCGCGCCAACAGCUCCACCGUCGACGACGACUACGACCCCAUCGACCACUACAUCUGGGUCGUCGAACCCACCCGCGAUGGCGAGCUGUAUCUCUGGCGCCCCAACGAAAGGGGCGCCGGCUUGGCCAAGAUGGCCUGGACCAUGAAGAAGGUCGUCGAGGAGCUCGCGCCUUACGACGACAAGGCCAACGGCGUCCUCUACACCGGCGACAAGAAGACCACCAUGGUCACCCUGAACGCCGCCACCGGCACCGUGAUCAAGCAAUUUGGCUCCACCGGCAGUUACGUCAACAAGGUCGAGUCGGCCAGCUGCUUUGAGCCGAACGCCCUGGCGGACCGCGAGGAGGAAUGCAGCGACGAUCGCACCAUCACGCUUGGACGGACCGAGUACACCGUCAGCAUCCACCGGUCCGACGGCCGCCCGAUCGCCUUGCUGAAGUACUCGGAAUGGGGUCCCAACACGCAGGACAACGACCUCAUGCAACAAAACAUCAUCACGAAAGACAGCCGCUACGUCACCGGCCAGCACGACGGCAAGGUGUAUGGCUUCGAGUAUGGCCGCUUUAGCGAAGAGCGGCCCGUGUUCACCAAGACGCUCUCGUCCCCCGUUGCGCGCGUCUUCGACGUCCUCCACCGCUCCGGGACCGUACCCGGCAUGGACCCGGAGCUGAUCGUGCUGCCCCAGCCCCCGCUUCCCGCCAGCGAUCAGGACAGCUUGCGACUGCGCAGCGAAAAGGUCUUCAUCAACCAGACCGAGGAAGGAGGCUGGUAUGCCCUCUCGGGGAGCCGCUACCCCCUGAUUCUGUCGGCCCCACCGGCGCGCAUCGAUCGCCUCGAGUGGUGGGAGAUCAGGGACGCCUGGGAGAAGCUCACCGAGGCACAGAAGUCGCGCGUUUUGGUCGGGACGCACCAGCUGCCUGACAGGCUCGGGACGGUUGACCCAGCCCAAUAUCUGCUGGACGCGCCACCUAGUCAGCCGGCAGAACCGGACAGCCUGCCUGGGGGCGAGAUGCCCCCGCUACUCCCUUCACCUCGCUCGGAGCCGAGCGGGAUUCUCGACACGGCAAAAAGGCUGCCGGGACUUGCUGUGCUCAAAGUGUUCGAUCUCGUCAGCAAUCCUGCUGCGAUUGUUCUUAUGUUCGUCACUCUCUGGUUUCUCUACAAGGACAGGCUUGGAAGCUUCGGCCGGAAAUCGGUGGGCAAGGUUGACGUCCUCCCACCGCAAAUCGAGGUCAAUCCCUCCAUUGCGCCGCCGAGAGAGGAGCCGAGAGAGGAAGCUCCAGUGGCUGUUGUGCCGACAGAACCAAAGGCAGAGGUCGUGACGCCCGAGGCCGCCCCCACCGAAGCAAACCCUGAAAAAACACCCGAUGAGCCAAGCCCAGCGAAUCUGUCGGCAUCUCCGGAGCCGUCGCCGACUGUGACCUUCGCCGAUCCACCGGAAACAAAUGAUGGGCCAUUAGCCGAAGGAGGCGACGCCGCGGCGGCUGGGGAGCCUCCCAAGAAGAAGAAGGGGCACAGGGGUCGUCGCGGAGGCGUGAAGCAUCGGAAAGGCAACAAGGACAGGCGGGAGACUUCACAGUCUCGCGACGAUGACCCGGCGCAGGAUUCCGUCGAGGAGGUCGUCAACAAGGCAAAGACCCUUGUCCGUGAGCCGAAGCUCGAGCCGGACAUCAUCACGAUGCCCGGAGCUGCCGACGAAGUGUCCGGCCACAUUCUCAAGAUGGGCAGCCUCGAGGUCAACGAGGCCGAGCAGUUGGGCACCGGGAGCAACGGCACAAUCGUCUUCGCCGGGAAGUGGGACGGCCGUGAUGUCGCCGUCAAACGGAUGCUGGUCCAGUUCAACGAGAUUGCCAGCCAGGAGACGAGGCUGUUGCGUGAAAGCGAUGAUCACCCCAACGUGAUCCGUUACUUCGCCCAGCAAGAGCGCGCCUCGUUCCUUUACAUCGCGCUGGAACUUUGUCAGGCAUCGCUGGCCGACAUCGUCCAAAAGCCCCACUGCUAUCGAGAGCUGGCGCGGGCGGGCGAGCGCGACAUGCCCGGCGUGCUGUACCAGAUCGCCAGCGGCCUGAGCCACCUGCACAGUCUCCGCAUCGUCCACCGCGACCUCAAGCCGCAGAACAUCCUGGUCAACAUGGGCAAGGACGGCCGGCCUCGCAUCCUCGUGUCGGACUUUGGCCUCUGCAAGAAGCUGGAAGGCGGACAGUCGUCGUUUGGCGCCACCACCGCCCACGCCGCAGGGACCUCGGGCUGGCGCGCGCCGGAGCUCCUGAUCGACGACGACGCGCCGGGCUCCACAUCCAUGGCGCUCACCGAUCCCGGCUCCAGCCUGCACAGCGCGUCGGGCUCGGGCCAUGUCGGCGCCGAGGGGCCGGGACCGCACAGCCGGCGGGUGACGCGCGCCAUCGACAUCUUCUCGCUCGGGCUCGUCUUCUACUACGUGCUGACGCGCGGCAACCACCCGUUCGACUGCGGGGACCGCUUCAUGCGCGAGGUCAACAUCCGCAAGGGCAUCUACAGCCUGCAGCAGCUCGACGUGCUGGGCGACUUCGCCUACGAGGCGCGCGACCUGAUCGGCAGCAUGCUCAGCGCCAACCCCAAGGACCGCCCCACGGCGGUCGAGGUCAUGGCGCACCCGUUCUUCUGGAGCUACAAGGUGCGCCUCAACUUCCUCUGCGACGUGUCGGACCACUUCGAGAAGGAGCCGCGCGAUCCGCCGUCGCCGGCGCUCGCCCACCUCGAGGCCCACGCCGAGGCCGUCGUCCGCGGCGACUUCCUCAAGCACCUGCCGCGCGAGUUCGUCGACAGCCUCGGCAAGCAGCGCAAGUACACGGGCUCCCGCCUGCUCGACCUGCUGCGCGCCCUGCGCAACAAGCGCAACCACUACGAGGACAUGCCCGACUCGCUCAAGCGUACCGUCGGCCCCCUGCCCGACGGCUACCUCGCCUUCUGGGGCCGCCGGUUCCCCAACCUGCUCAUCGUCUGCUGGAAUGUCGUCUGGGAUCUCGGGUGGGAGAACACGGAUCGCUUCAGGGAGUAUUAUCGGCCCGUCCCGCCUUGGAGUAUGUAGCCGCGUCGCGGACAUCGUGUGGGUUGGACGGGAGGUGGAAGUGCUGGGAUAUUCUGGUUCAGUUCGGUCUGGUUCAAGUUCAUAUGCCUCAGUGGAUAUGUCCAUCUCCCUGCUUGUAGUUUUCUUGCGCGUUUUGUCCUUGUCCGCGAGUCCAGCUUUGGUUCCUUGGCCUUCCUAGGUUGUUGUUGUGGUUGGUUGAUGUUAGCGUAUUGCACUUGGAGCGCUACAGAACGGCCGACCCCUUUGUUCUCUGCGGUGCUGUGAUCUCGGUCAGUCCUGUGUUCUCUGUGUAAGAGCUAAAAACGAUGGUGGAAAUGCGCGCUGAUUCUUCUCAGUGUGGUCUCGAUGCCCGAGAUGCCUAAGUGCGACUCUGGUGCUGAGGUAAAUUUACCUACCGUACCUACCUGACUUACCUGUAAGAUCCAUCAUUCUUCCUGGUGGCCUGUGCCGCAUCCUUCAG
Molecule: messenger RNA, 4216 nt
Organism: Thermothielavioides terrestris NRRL 8126
Lineage: Eukaryota; Fungi; Ascomycota; Sordariomycetes; Sordariales; Chaetomiaceae
Exons: 2
Coding region: 106-3756 (1216 amino acids)
Biological process (GO): protein phosphorylation; mRNA processing; intrinsic apoptotic signaling pathway in response to endoplasmic reticulum stress
Cellular component (GO): IRE1-TRAF2-ASK1 complex
Molecular function (GO): protein serine/threonine kinase activity; ATP binding; RNA endonuclease activity
Source: RefSeq, a predicted model, not a curated record